This is a messenger RNA of Monoraphidium neglectum, 633 nucleotides long. RefSeq lists its product as hypothetical. The record is from RefSeq and is a predicted model, not a curated record. Lineage: Eukaryota; Viridiplantae; Chlorophyta; Chlorophyceae; Sphaeropleales; Selenastraceae. The transcript has 2 exons. The coding region runs from base 1 to 633 and encodes 210 amino acids.
AUGACCCUGCUGUUGCUACGAGGCGCGGAGGCGGGGCCAUCACCCCAGCCCUCGGUGGCCGUCUCCAACUUCAACCGGGCUGUUGCAGCGAUCCAGGGCUCCCCUGCUUCAAGUAGCUGCCAGCUGCAGCUAUUUGCUCAAGCAACAUACAAGCCGGGCAGCACAACCGUCGCUGGCACGUUGACGGUCACCAACCCCACGAGCGCGGCCAUCAAUGUCUUCAGCCCCCCGACUGCAAUCGUCACUUCAGUGGUUCCAAAGUCCCAGAAUAGCUCCCCCGCCGUCAAGGCCCUCUUAGCCUCUGACAAGGAGGGCGCCCUCCGCCAGUUCAACCCAUACUCCGGCCCCUACUACGGCACCAACGGCUUUGAUUACAUCAUGGCCAUCGACGAGAUGACCAUCCCCGACUGCUUUGCCGGUGCCAGCCCGGUCUACGGGCAGACCAAGGCGGUCCAGAUUGGCCCCAAGCAGACGGUCACCUGUAAGUUCACGGUGAACAACGCCGUCAUCCAGGGGACAGACCCCAAGGCAGUGGUCGUCUCGGUCGCGCGGCUGCAGACAGCGCGAGACGCGCAGGCCAUCGUCAGGGGAGACAGCGGCACCUGCGCAGCACUGGCCAAGCUUGGUGCCUGA